AUGUCCCAGAAGAGUAAGCGUCUUCUGCAGUAUCGAAGACACCCAAAUGUAAGCCUUGGUCAAUCCAAUCAAUAUUUCCAUGUUGUGUUCAUGACAGCUGAUCCAUGUAGCGCUGUAAAUGUGUUGCCAAAUAUGGACAAACGAGGACUCAACGACCAUCCAAACAAAACCCAUCCAAUUGACGACCGUUACAACAUUCCCAGCGGCGGACGUUGGUACAGAGUUGAGGGACAAGAAAUGCUUACUAACAUAUCUACUAUUGGAUUACAGACGUGCGGCACUACCUUCCCUAUAUACCUGGAUGGAAACGUACCAAAAGAAAAAGACGGAUUAGUAAACGGAACAGCGUGCGUUAUUACCUUCGGUGACAUGUGUGCUCAUCCACAGACUAUCAAGUUAAAAGCAUGUCAGGAUUUCACCGCGUAUUUCCUUCUCCCUCCUCUUGGUACCGCAUCAGCGUAUUGUUUUGUUGCCAAAGAAAGCAGCAGUACAGCGCCUACUUAUGUCAUUCCGAAGCCAACGGUAUCGCCCAAACUAGUGACGGAGGGAAUCUACCAAAGACUACAUUUUAUUUGUACAUUUGUUCCAUCACAUGAAGACCUGUAUUAUCAAGUCUUUUGGUUCAUCGAUGGAAAUCCAAUAUAUGUGUCGAAGUUGGCACAGAAAACUGCCCUAGAAACGCUAAAACUUCAGGAAAAAACAGGACAACUUGAAAAGCUUGGCAUUAAUGUUGCAUGUUCUGUUCGUUCUAAGAAUAAACCGGAAGGCGUACCUGGACCUAUGUCAUCGAAAAGUGAUCAGUUCUAUGCUGGAAUCACGGUAAAAACGCCAACAGUAACGGUUUAUCGCGGUGCCACAACACAUAAACCAUCGUACAUUUCAGUGAAACCCACCGUACCUAUUGGUUGUCCAACGAUAUUGGACCAAUGUUUUGUUACCGUCGAAGUAAACAUCCCAUCCCAAUACCAGCAUUGUACGGGAAGUCUUGGCACGGUACAGCAAACGAGCAACAAUGGUUGCGGUGUAAAGAUUAGUCAUCAGGACUGGGAUAAGGAACAUAAACUUGAAGUGUUCUGGGUUGAUAAUCAGGCAUAUAGUAUUGAUUCAGACAGCUAUAAAGUCAGUAUGAGUACCACUGUGAACGAUUAUCGUCCCAUAUGGGGUCAACUGAGUCUUUCUGACGUCAGUGUCCAGGUCAGCGACCAGACUCACAUAUGGAAAGGAAAAGAAUGCCAUGCUAUCUGUGACCCACAUAUGCACACGUUUGAUAAUCGCUACUACGAUAAUCAGAACCCCGGGACUUUUGUACUAUAUGAGCACGAUGAUCACUCUAGGAAGGUGCAGGUACAAAUGAAAGUCACGUCCUGUAACUCUCCUCUUCACGUUUAUUGUGUCUGUGCUAUUGCUGCCCGUGCUGGUGGUGAUGUGUUUGUCAUCGACCGAUGUCCAGGUGUCUACCGACCAAUAUUUGAAUUCCGCUCAUGUAAAGAUCACAUUCUUGAUGUUAGGAAAAUCAAUGAGAAUGACUACAAGAUUUAUUUCCCAAGUGGAAGUUACCUUAAUGUUAAUCUGCGGCAUUACACUGGGAAGGAUGUGAUGGAUCUGCACCUGUAUCCUUCGACCUCUGACGCAGACCACACUCAAGGAUUAUGUGGCACACUGAAUGGCGACAAAAAUGACGAUUUUCAAACUCCAGAUGGAACUCUUGCCGGAAAUGCAAAUAGUUUCUCAGUGUCCUGGAGAGUUCAAGACAAGGACAACCUAAUAACCAUGAAUGCGGAUUCAUUGGAUAAGCUGGACAGCUGGAAUAAAACCGUACAGUUUUGCACAUGUAAUGCACCGAAUAACAUUGACGCACCAAUAAACAAUAUCACGUGUUCCCAAAGUACUAUAGCAACUUGCGUAAAGAAAGAUGAAGCUUCUGUCAAAAAGCAACAACGGUGUAGGGUGAAGAAUACCCGUGCGCUACGGAAAGAGUCAGUGAUGACGUCACCAGGACAUUUUAGUAGACGACAGGUAAGAGAAGUACGUCGACUGUGGAAUGAAUCCUCUGCGAGAACGUAUUGUGAGACGUUUUUACAAAAGUCUUCAUCAUUCGAGGCAUGCUCCAGGGACAUAACCGUCACCAAUCCUCAGUCUUCAAUAGACACGUGUGUUCUCGACAUAAUGGCUACCCAAACAACCAUAUGGGCUACCUCUGCUAGGGAAGCUCUGAAGUCCGUCUGUCUGAAGGAACUCAAACAGAACACAACGUACCAGGAGGAAGAUUCGGAUGACCAGCCCUCCAUUUCCCAGCAAAUCAAGGAGAUCACGUGUCCGAACGAGUGUAGUGGACAUGGACAGUGUAACAAUGGAACAUGUACAUGUGAUGAAAACUUUGGAGCUGCUGAUUGUUCUGUCGACGUUCGUGUACCUCCUCAUAUUUACGGUGUUAAUAUGGACUCCAAUGGUACUUGUGAUAUCCGUACUUGUGAUUCGGCGAUUGUUGAAGGGGAGACCUUUGUAGAAUUUGGGAACCUCACUUGUCACUAUGAACUAGUUGCGAUAAAUUUGAAUGGUACCGUGGCGUUUGCUACCAAUAUGACAUAUCCUGGUCAGUUAAACACUCUAGUUGAGGUAUUUUGUCCUCUGCCGGAUGUAUGGAGUAAACGUGCAUCUGGCCGUUCAACGGAUGUAUUUAGUCCAUUUCCAUUCGUUUAUCGGUGGUCAGUUGGAGUCAGUAAUGACGGAGAACAUUUUGGAGAACAGACAGAACUGAUUGUUUACAAUGCGGAGUGCCAGAUUAUAGUUGAUGUCAACCAAUCACUUUUUGAUUUAAAGGAUGAGUAUUGUUUUAUUAGAGGCAUUUGCGCACACGACGGAGAAACGGACGUAUCUGACCAGUGUUCCGUGUGUACGCUUAGUCUCACACGAUUCGAAUGGAGUAAGAAUUAUGAUAACUGUCUAAUUGGUGGACUUUGUGUGGCCAAUAAUUCUGUCAAUACUCAAGACAUGUGUUCUAUAUGUGAUGUUGCUGUAUCUACUGAAGCGUGGAGCCACAAUCCAGUGUCAACACAAACAACAAGGGAACAAGAAACUCCAAACACGACAGGCCAACACACAACACAAAAAACAACACAAAAACCAGAGAUACAGGAGACACAACACCACCUCACAACACAAAUAACAACACAAAAACCAGAGAAACACGAGACACAACACCACCUCACAACACAAAUAACAACACAAAAACCAGAGAAACACGAGACACAACACCACCUCACAACACAAAUAACAACACAAAAACCAGAGAAACACGAGACACAACACCAAGUCACAAUAACCCAAACGACAAAAGUACAUGUAACCUCGAAAGCACAGCACCAAACUAAAACAACACCUUAUUCCGUUCACAAUGUUACAAUUGGUACUACACACAGCAUUCAAGGCGAGACCGGAGAAGCGGACAAGGAAAGUGUCAAAAAGUCUAUAUCGAAAGCUUGGAUAGCAGGGCCUAUCAUAGGAUUUUUAUUAAUUGUCAUGGUGAUCGGUGCAAUUUUAUAUCGGCGAGGAAAAAGGAAUGUGGACAUAAACUAUAAAGUAACCUAUGUGGCGUCUGCGUCUUGA
Molecule: messenger RNA, 3606 nt
Organism: Ylistrum balloti
Lineage: Eukaryota; Metazoa; Mollusca; Bivalvia; Pectinida; Pectinidae
Product: von Willebrand factor D and EGF domain-containing protein-like
Exons: 20
Coding region: 1-3606 (1201 amino acids)
Cellular component (GO): extracellular matrix
Source: RefSeq, a predicted model, not a curated record